This is a messenger RNA of Pseudomassariella vexata, 2162 nucleotides long. Its product is annotated as P-loop containing nucleoside triphosphate hydrolase protein. Gene Ontology annotation, molecular function: protein binding; ADP binding. The coding region runs from base 87 to 2105 and encodes 672 amino acids. The transcript has 4 exons. NCBI's taxonomy places the organism in Eukaryota, Fungi, Ascomycota, Sordariomycetes, Amphisphaeriales, Pseudomassariaceae. The record is from RefSeq and is a predicted model, not a curated record.
CGUCAUGACUCGCACAUUCCUACACCGGAGCCCCACCGGUGUCCCACCGGUGCCUAUGGCAUUCUGUUCUCUGACAGGGCCACAGCAUGGGCGGACUGCUGAUCAAGCAGGCGCUGGUUAAUGCGCACAACAAUCCAAAGUAUAAGCCCAUAAUAGAUGCGACCAGAGGUCUGGCGUUUUUUGCUACACCACAUAGCGGCAGAGACUCGACGUUGGUAAGCCUUGGCGGUAUAACAACUAAGAUCGCUAGGACGGCAGGGUUCCAGAAGGGAGAUGAAAUGCUUGAGACUCUCAAAUCAGGAAGCAUCUUUUCGGAUAUCUUACAGGAACACUUCAGGCACCAACUCGAUAAAUACGAUAUCAUCUCGUUCUGGGGUGCUCGAGACAUUGUUGUGCCAGCGGACAGUGCACGGCUGGGAUUACCUGGGGAUCGCGAGCAUAUCGUGAAGCUGAACGCCGAUCAUAGAGGAUUGUGCAAGUUUGGGGACAGCCAGAUUGAUCAAGACAACCUCGACUUGGUUCGAAGCAAUGUCAAAGAGAUUUAUAAGGCAGCACUCAUGCACCAACCUCCAACUCCGCACAUCCGUACCCGCACCCCACAGCGGCUCAUCCCGUUUCCACGCAACGAGGAUAUCGUCGACUGCGCUAUUUUCGCUGAGCUGGAAGUGCUCCUUCCCCCAUCCCGCGACUACCAGAGCGCUGCCCUCUGGGGUUUGGGUGGACCUGGAAAAACACAGAUUGCCUUACAAUUUGCCUACCGCAGCUGCCGUGACCCUACUUUCUCCGUCUUCUGGGUCCAUGCCGAUAAUGAAACGACGUUUACACAAGAUUAUAAGUCGAUCGCGGAGAAGCUUGGCCUUACAAGCACACCGGAAGGCGAAAAGCUACUAAAAGCGGUACGUGAAGGGAUCGAGACGGAUACACGCUGGGUACUUAUUCUCGAUAAUGCGGACAAUCUCGGCUUGUUUGGCGUCGGCCAGCAGACCAAAGAUAAAGUAUCGAGUCUGAGGGACUUUAUCCCACGGGGUCCAACAGGCACGGUGCUCUGGACGAGUCGCGACGAGCAUAUUGCUGGGAGCCUAGUCGGCGCGCGACGGGCGAUCAACGUCUCCAGUAUGGCCUUCGACGAGGCGAUGGCGUUGCUUGAGAGAGUUGGAAACAAGAAGGUCGGUAAUGACGAGGCAGAAGAUGCUGCUGCACUUCUCACCGAGCUCGACCGGCUACCGCUUGCUAUCUCGCAAGCCGCAGCAUAUAUACAGAGAACCCGAACGACUAUCAGAGCAUACCUAUCGAAGCUACACAGAAGCAAGGAGCGAUGGAAGAUGCUAGAGGAAGCCGAGUUCGACCGACAUCGACGAAUUCAAGUCUCGAAUAGUAUAUUAAAAACAUGGAGCAUUUCGAUCGAACAAAUUCGUCAAGACAACGAGAUGGCGUAUCGGAUCCUACAUAUUCACGCCUUCGUAGACAACCAAAAUAUCCCAUUUGAAAUGAUCAAAUCCGCCGCGAGAUACGAUGACGAAAUUGGGGCGGCGACCGAUGAUGCAACGAGUGAUACAGUCAGCCUAGGCGCUACCAUUUCCUCGACCGAUAGCGAGGCUGAUGACGACGACGUUUUCGCAGCAAUCACCCGCCUUCGGGAUUUAUCGUUCUUAAGCAAACAGGCUUCUAAAGACAAAAGCCCGGCAUACGAGAUGCACAAGCUCGUGCAAGAGGCUACGCGUUAUGGACUUAACAAACAAGGAGAGCCAGGGGAGGAAGGCGAUUUCUCGAAUAUGGCACUGCAGAUUGUCUCCAAUCUAUUCCAGGUUCGGCAGCGGGAUCUACGGGGAGAAUGCGAGAAGUAUGUUGCGCACGCACUGCGAGUGAGUGAAUGGGCAGAGUUAUGUAAGGGAGAGAACAAAGCAUCGGAACUCUUAACACGAGUUUCGAAUUAUUUACAUGACCGUGGCCGAUGGAGGGAGAAAGAAGCUGUAGACAGCAGAGCAUACAGAUUUCGAAAGAAGAGGUUAGACAAGCGCCACCCGAAUACUAUCCAGAGUAUGGGUUUGCUUGCGGUGACAUAUCAUACAAUCGGGAGAUACGAGGACCCUGUCAGGUGCAAAUAAGCCACAGUGGCUUGGCCUGGACAGGGGUCGGAAAUGUAUAACUAGGCUGCUGUGACC